AUGAUCCUUGUUAACACCACCUUUGAUGGUAAAGGUUAUGGUGGUUGGCGUAGGGGCAUCUUGAUAGCCUUAUCAGCUAAAAAUAAGGUUGUAUUCAUUGAUGGCUCGAUCAUUCCACCAAGUAACACCCCUGACUCUCACAUAUCUAGAUGUAAAUGCAACAACAUGGUCAUUUCCUGGCUCUUGAACUCCCUUUCAAAGGAGAUUGCUGAGAGUGUUUUCUACUCAAAAACAACAAAACAAUUAUGGGAGGAGCUUGAGGAGAGGUUUGGCCAAAACAAUGGACCUCUUCUUUAUCAAUUAUCAAAGGAUAUCGGUGAAUUAGCUCAAGGAAAUUUGGACAUUGCUACAUACUACACAAAAUUAAAGAGACUCUGGGAUGAGCUGGACAGCCUUGAUACAUGCCAAACUUGCACUUGUGAUUGUUCAUAUGGAGUGAAUUAUUCUUAUUCUGUGUUAAUCAGUGAUGAAAAGCAUAGGGAAGUUCAAAUAUCACAGCAUCCAGGUGCUACUAUUUUUUAUGCUUCUAAGCAGCCUUAUGCAGGUCACAACUAUGUUGCUGAUCCUUCUAACUAUCUGUACUGUAAAAGAACAAAUCAUACUGCUGACAAUUGUUAUAGGUUGAUUGAUAUCCCUGCUGAUUUUAAGUUUACUAAGUCUAAGAGGAUGGGAACUCCAGCUAAAAGCAAUGCAGCUUACUUAAAUGGGGAGAUUGGGAACAACUCAGGGGACAAACCAAUGACUCAGGAUCGGUAUCAUAACCUUUACCAACUUUUGCAGCAUGUAAAGUGA
Molecule: messenger RNA, 792 nt
Organism: Solanum dulcamara
Lineage: Eukaryota; Viridiplantae; Streptophyta; Magnoliopsida; Solanales; Solanaceae
Exons: 3
Coding region: 1-792 (263 amino acids)
Source: RefSeq, a predicted model, not a curated record